Drosophila subpulchrella is the source of this 737-nucleotide messenger RNA. RefSeq lists its product as uncharacterized. The transcript has 3 exons. The record is from RefSeq and is a predicted model, not a curated record. Lineage: Eukaryota; Metazoa; Arthropoda; Insecta; Diptera; Drosophilidae. Bases 96 to 545 code for a protein of 149 amino acids.
GUCAGAAUACGCUGAUCUAUUAGUCACUGUUUUCGCUGUCUCUUCACUUCGUUCGCAAAAUCGAGAUCGUUUAUAAGUUGCGAUCGAAAAGCCGAAUGCAUCAGUUGAAGCUUAACUUUGCCAGCGAGAAGAUGUCGAUGAUUCCCACGAUCGCCCAUCUGGCCCUUAUACUGUGUGUCCUGGGUUGUGUUGCUGCAUAUCAGCAAAAUUGUCAACCAAAUGGAGGAUAUUGUCAAAUGCACACGGACUGCUGCUCGAGAACGUGCAAAACCUACAAUCUAGUUUGUGCCCCUAGGGUUGACGCUUUCGAUCCAAUUAAAUAUACUAAGAUGAAUAUUUUCGAUGUGAUGCCAGUGAAACCACCCAAAGAUAAGGUGAUAAUUUAUGGUCUUCCUGGUGAGUCAGAACCAUCGGAUGAUUUAUUUUCUUUUGGGCCAAAUACAAAAUCAGCCGCAGAAUGCCGGCAAGUCGGUCAACCUUGCUCCCGGGCCGAAGAAUGCUGCAAUAUGCGUUGUCACACGUAUUUGCAUAGGUGUGUCACCUAAAUUGUAUUCAAACAAUGAGGAAAGACGACAGCUAGCUAUUACUAAAAUAAUCCAUAUUCAGGAAAGGUGCAGCCCUUUAUAGAUUAAUUGAACAACAUUUUGAAUUGUUCUGUUAAUAAUGUUAUUCGAAGACUUUAUUCAUUUAUCUAAACCUAUUCUUAAAUAUAUAUGGUGGCUACACAUUGAAUAAUA